AGGGGCAUUUAAACUCAUUGAUGAGAAAAGGUGGAAAAAGGAUUCACGUCGUCGUUCCUUCAUUUAUGUGUAAUCCGGUCUGCACUUGUCAGGGCAUUUCAGAAUUUUGUAAUAUAUUGUAAUUUGUCAUCUUUCACUAUGACGACAGAUACUGAAAGCGACGUGAAACUCUUUCAAUCAAUAGGACUCAGUGAACAAAAGGCUAAAGAAACGUUAAAGAAUGCCCAAGUUACCAAGAAUUUAAAAAACGCCAUAUGUGAGGCGACCAAACAUGGACAUAUUGAACCAACAACUGGGAUUUUGUUGUACCAUCUGGCAUCGAAAGUUAAAGCACAGAUUCUUGAUAAAAUUCCAUUUAUUGCUCAAUAUAUAGUCGAAAAGAAAUUGGAUACAACUCAGAGAGUCGAUGCUGCCUUAAAUUAUUUAUUAAGUAACAUUGAAAGUGUUGUCAAUAUUGCUGAAUUUGAGACAGCAUGUGGUGUAGGAGUUGUAGUUUCACCGGAAGAAAUUGAACAAGAAGUUGAGAAAUUGAUUAAAAAACACAACGAUGAAAUCAUAGAAAAAAGGUAUCGUUUCAACUCUGGACCACUAAUGCAAGAAGUACGUAAUAUUUUAAAAUGGGCAGAUGGAAAAGCAAUCAAAAGUGAAUUCGAAGUCCAAUUAUUAGACUUGCUUGGACCAAAAACAGAAGCUGAUCUUGCUCCAGUUGCCAAACAACCUAAAUCAGCAAAAGCUAAACCUUCAGAAACAAAAGAGAUCAAACCAAAUGGACAGGAAAAAUGUGCAACGGUAGGCGAUCAUGUAGGAGCACAAACAAUAAGUGAACUAAUGAAAACCAAGGUGCACUUUCAUAAGCCUGGAGAAAAUUAUAAGACUGAAGGUUAUGUUGUAACUCCUAAUACUGCUAAAUUAUUGGAAGAGCAUUUAAAGAUUACUGGUGGCCAAGUGCGUACUAGGUUUCCACCAGAACCUAAUGGGAUUUUACAUAUUGGACAUGCUAAGGCCAUUAACAUUAAUUUUGGGUAUGCAGCAGCGCAUAAUGGAAUUUGCUACUUGCGUUAUGACGAUACAAAUCCUGAAAAGGAGGAAGAGAAAUUUUUCACUGGAAUUUCAGAAAUGGUCGAGUGGCUUGGGUAUAAGCCAGCAAAAAUCACUCAUUCCUCUGAUUACUUUCAACAAUUGUAUGAGUUAGCUGUGAAACUUAUAGAAAAGGGACAUGCUUACAUCUGCCACCAGAAAAAUGAAGAAAUGAAGGGCUUUAACCCACCCCCCAGUCCUUGGCGAGAAAGGCCUAUCGCUGAAAGUCUUGAACUUUUUGACGAUAUGAAAAUAGGAAAGUUUGAUGAAGGAGAAGCAACAUUGAGGAUGAAGGUAACAUUGGAAGAAGGAAAACAAGACCCUGUUGCGUACAGAAUUAAAUAUGCUCCACAUCAUCGAACUGGAGAUACUUGGUGUAUCUACCCGACGUAUGAUUUCACCCAUUGCCUGUGUGAUAGUAUAGAAAAUAUUACCCAUUCACUUUGCACAAAGGAGUUUCAAUCAAGAAGGUCAUCCUAUUAUUGGCUGUGUAAUUCAUUAGAUCUGUAUUGUCCCGUUCAGUGGGAAUAUGGAAGGUUAAAUAUUAGCAAUACUGUCGUCUCAAAGCGAAAAAUUGCUAAGCUGAUAGAUGAAGGCAUUGUCUCUGAUUGGGAUGAUCCUAGGUUAUUUACGCUUACCGCGUUGCGUCGACGUGGGUUCCCACCUGAAGCUAUUAACAAUUUUUGUGCUUUAAUGGGAGUAACCGGUUCUCAAGCUGUAGUGGAUCCUGCAGUCUUAGAAGCAUCGGUUAGAGAUGUCUUAAAUAUAACAGCUCCUCGAUACAUGGCUGUCUUAGAUCCUCUUAAGAUAACCAUUAGUAACUUCCCUCACGAGUCACCGAUCAAAGUUACUGUCCCAGACUUUCCCAAUGAACCAGAUAAAAGUCAACAUACUAUAAUGUUUGAUGAAGUGGUUUACAUCGAAGCUUCAGAUUUUCGAGAGACCGAAGAGAAGGGCUUCCGACGAUUAUCUCCUAAACAAGCUGUAGGUCUCAAACAUGCAGGAGUGGUUCUUACGUUGGAAAGUGUAGAGAAAGAUGCUAGUGGUCAAAUUGUAAAUUUAAUUGUAAAACAAGAGCCUGUUUCGGAAAGUAACAAACCAAAAGCGUUUAUACACUGGGUCAGUCAACCAACACUUUCAUCAGUGAGGCUUUAUGAACCCUUAUUUAAGCAUAAAAAUCCAGAAGACCCUGCUGAAGUUCCUAACGGUUUUUUGAGCGAUAUUAAUCCUGCCAGUAAAAAAGAAGUCGUAGGUUAUAUUGAUGGAAGCAUGGCAAAUAUUGUAAAACCUUUUGAUAAAUUUCAAUUUGAACGAAUUGGCUUCUUUUGUGUCGAUCCUGACACAAAGCCAAGCAAGCUGAUUUUUAAUAGGACGGUCACUUUGAAAGAAGACGCGGGAAAAAUAUAGUCCUUCAAAAUGUGUCAGCAUUAAGUACGCGUUACUCUAAAAGUUUUAUACAAUGAUUUUUUAAAUAGUAAAUGUGUAUAGGAAUUUUUGCAGAAAGGAAAUAUAAAAUUAAUACACAUUUUUAUGGCAGCUCUAAUACAGAUUCGUACAAUUCUAUAUUUCCUUCAUUUACAUAACUUCUCCAGGGUGACGAUUAUUAAAGUUACAUUGAAUUCUUAA
This is a messenger RNA of Orussus abietinus, 2703 nucleotides long. RefSeq names its product probable glutamine--tRNA ligase (gene GlnRS). Gene Ontology annotation, biological process: glutaminyl-tRNA aminoacylation; translation. Bases 139 to 2484 code for a protein of 781 amino acids. The record is from RefSeq and is a predicted model, not a curated record. Gene Ontology annotation, molecular function: ATP binding; glutamine-tRNA ligase activity. Gene Ontology annotation, cellular component: aminoacyl-tRNA synthetase multienzyme complex; cytoplasm; cytosol. The transcript has 10 exons. NCBI's taxonomy places the organism in Eukaryota, Metazoa, Arthropoda, Insecta, Hymenoptera, Orussidae.